ACCUCUGCUUCAGAAGAACAAAACAACUCGAGGAGGAAGAAGAAAAGGCUGGGAUAGUCAUUUUGUCAGUUUAAAUGCCAAUUUCCGUCAUAUGCCACAAUCCAUAACAACGUGAAAUUUAUCGCUGUGCUCCAACAUGGUAAAAUGUUCAAGAAAGUGUUUAGGAAAGGGUGUCUCGUAAGAACUGGACAUGUCAUUCUUACUUGGGCGACAACACUGGUGUUAUUUUUACACGACACAGAUUUGCGGAAGUAUGAAGAGAGAGGUGAGCUGACACAUCCGGUGGUUUUCGCAUCCCUGGUGCUCAUUUCCGUGAUGCUCUACUUCACUGUUUCUCUCAUGGACCCGGGGUUUGUUCUCAGCGACGUUGAGACAUCAUCAACAAAUGAAGAACUGGAAGAAAUGAUGCCACAAACAGCUCGUCUGAGACGCUGUGGAUACUGUUUACUACUGCAACCAAUGAGAGCCAAGCACUGCAAGGUGUGCAACAGAUGUGUGAGACGGUUUGACCACCACUGUCCCUGGAUAGAGAACUGCGUGGGGGAGAGGAACCACCGCUGGUUCCUGCUCUAUCUGGGAGUCCAGCUACUGGUUCUUCUGUGGGGCCUGCAGACUGCCUGGUCAGGCAUUGUUUCCACUCCCACUUGGAAACUGUGGUUGGUGCAGAACGGCUUCCUGCUGGCAGCCCUGGGGGUGACCGGUGUGUUCUCGGGCGUGGUCGUCCUCCUGUUGGGCUGCCAUCUGUACCUGGCCUCCAGCAGCACCACCACGUGGGAGUUCAUGUCCCGCCAUCGGAUCUCCUACCUCAAGCACUGCGACACCGAGGAGAACCCCUUCGACAGAGGGCUGCUCUGCAACCUGUGGGACUUCUUCUGUGUGUGUCGGACCGUGGCUUGGGAGAAAGUGUACGCCAAGGUCAGAGCGAGCGCAGUGUGACUACUGGCUAUGACGACAUCACUGGGGUGCAUCUCUUCACAGUGGCUACUCCAUUGUUUUAUUUUUAAGAAAUGUCCCGACUCUUAUGAUUGGUGCCUCAUCAAUCAUUGCGGAAGGAGUCUGCCAUUGUGGUGCUAGAUGCGCCAGAUACAGCUCGUGGACAUGGGCUGUUGCCGAGCAUUUGCCACCCAAUUGUUUUUUCAUCGAGAUUACAAUUAACAUGAUUUGUAUGUAAUACAUUCCCAAAGAAUCCUCAAGACCACUCUUUUUGACCAUAAGUGGCAAAUUACAUAUGAAAUGGAAAAGCUUUCUAAUCUUUUGCAGAUGGGGCAUUUCCCCUUAGUCUUGUGUAAGUCUUGGUUUUUAUAAGCCCUGCUCAAAUCUGUUUGGUUAAGUGUAAUCAUUUUCUGAACACAUGAUUCAGAAUAAUCAAAAUAGACUAAUUUUGCUGAUUUUUUGUGGGAAAUUUUACUGAAUUUGUAUGAAAGGAUAGGUUUGUUUCAUGACGAUGUAUCUUGUUUUACUGUAAUUUAAUGCAAAUAUGUAAUUAACUAUGAAUAAAUAAUUUUAUUAACAUUUUAUUGUAUCGUGAAAAAUAUAUAACACCGCUCAUUCAUAGAGUUGGCAAGAACUUUAUCCAAAAAGGCUCUCAACUGUAUAACACAAAUGUUUCAGUUGGAUAGUGUGUAGAGACAAUUGAUAUUAAUAUAAUAAAAUUUAAUAUUUUAACAAAAUGUAUAUUUAUUGGGAUGCCAGCAUAGUUGUUUGCUGGGAAGAAAUUGAUCUCAAGACAGUCGCUUAUUUUCCAAAAUAUUAUAAUGUAGACAACCACACCUUUCCACUGAAUCUCACAAAUAGUCUUGUACAGGGUGAUGUUAUAGUAACCUUAGUUUUUUAUUCCUGACCCCACCACUUCCAUCAUCAUUGUGGAUUCUUUCAUUUUUUUUACUGCAUUCUUGCACCUUAUUUAUUCAUGUAGAAUAAAAAAAUAUUACUGUAAUUUCUCUCACAGUACUUUUGGGCAUCAUGCUGGACAACAGAAAAAUCCUUCAUGGACAACAGAAAAAUUAUACAAACCACCAUUAUACCAACCACCACAGGGCGAUACGUUGUUUUAGCAUGCACGUACAUUUGAUGUUGAUAGGCCUCAGUCAGGUGCAUUAUUUUGAUUUUAAAAUAUGUAGAAUGUUUUGUUGUCCCUGCUCGGAUGUUUUGCGGGAACAAAAUCCCGCCCGUUUUGUAGUUUUUCCACACCACUCCCUAUCUCAAGGUUCCGCCUAUCAGGUCGCAGAUUCAUUUUCGAACGCAGAGCUCCGUAGGCUGCCCGCGAGGAGGCGGAGCACGUGUUCAGUUUGCGCUUCUUGCGCGAGGCGCGUUCUUACCGGGGGAGCGCGUGAGAGAAUAGGUUGUGUGAUUGUACGCGUGUGUGUGUUUGCAUUCCCUCGCGAGCGCAGCACACUUAUUUUCUUAUAUUCUGGUCCUAAAUUGUAGGCAGAGUAUAAAUUCCAAUCUGUAGCGUAUUUUCAAGCGAUUUGUUACUCUACCAGCGAAAAUCAUGUCAGCCUCAGCGGCUAAAGUGAGUAAAAAGGAGCUGAACUCUAACCAUGACGGAGCGGAGGAGACCUCUG
Molecule: messenger RNA, 2564 nt
Organism: Clupea harengus (Atlantic herring)
Lineage: Eukaryota; Metazoa; Chordata; Actinopteri; Clupeiformes; Clupeidae
Gene: zdhhc12a
Product: zDHHC palmitoyltransferase 12a
Biological process (GO): protein targeting to membrane; peptidyl-L-cysteine S-palmitoylation
Cellular component (GO): Golgi apparatus; endoplasmic reticulum
Molecular function (GO): protein-cysteine S-palmitoyltransferase activity
Source: RefSeq, a predicted model, not a curated record